Messenger RNA from Oncorhynchus masou masou (cherry salmon), 1089 nucleotides. Its product is annotated as guanylyl cyclase-activating protein 2-like. Gene Ontology annotation, molecular function: calcium sensitive guanylate cyclase activator activity; calcium ion binding. Gene Ontology annotation, cellular component: cone photoreceptor outer segment; photoreceptor inner segment. The coding region runs from base 1 to 594 and encodes 197 amino acids. The transcript is spliced from 4 exons. Gene Ontology annotation, biological process: visual perception. The record is from RefSeq and is a predicted model, not a curated record. NCBI's taxonomy places the organism in Eukaryota, Metazoa, Chordata, Actinopteri, Salmoniformes, Salmonidae.
AUGGGACAGACACACCAGACCGAGCAGACUGACCCGGAGAUCGAUGUCAAGGCGCUCCAGGACAUGUACAAAAAGUUUGUGACGGAAUGCCCAAGCGGUGUUUUAUUUAUCCACGAGUUCAAGCGUUUUUUUGGCAUCGACCCAACUGGGGAAGUCUCUGAGUAUGCGGAGAGCAUGUUUCGAGCUUUUGACAAGAAUGGGGAUAACACCAUUGACUUUCUGGAGUUUGUGGCAGCCUUGAAUCUGGUCUUCCGGGGGGACUUGGAGCACAAAUUACGCUGGUCAUUUAAAGUGUACGACAAGGACGGCAACGGCUAUGUAGAUAGGACAGAACUGGGAGCUAUUAUUGAUAGUAUAUAUCGAUUAAAGAAGACGUCCAAGAGAGAGCAGGAGGAUAUGCAGCUGUCGGUGAAUGAAGUGUGUGAUAGAAUCCUGAAGACUGUGGAUGUGAACAGGGACGGUAGGUGCAUACUCAGUCUGAAUGAGUUCAUCAAGGGGGCCCAGGGAGACCCAUGGAUCAUGAACAUGCUCCAACUGGACAUGAACCCUUAUGGCUGGGUGCUGGAACAGAGAAGGAAGAGCGCACACUUUUAAAAUUACCCUUUUUUUUCUUAAACUAAAUUAGUUUCCAAAUCAAUUGGACAUAAUAGGAAAAAAUACAUUGCAGAUUCAUUCGGAUUGUUUAAGCUAGUUUUAAUUAUAAGGACCGGAAUGGUUGUGUCGAUUACCUUUCAUAAAUUCCAUGAGAUCUUCAUUCUGAGUGAACCUGCAGUGCAGUUUUUCUUCAUCUGUAGAUUAUUUAAUUUGGGCCUUAAAACAAUGUCAGUUCCACUUGAACUACUUUGCCGAUAUGAAACAAACAGACAAUCAUAAUAUCAAUACAAAAUAUAAAACUCCCAGUUCAUGCUACAAAACCAACUUAAGAGGUUUUAAAAAUAGGGUAUAUUUCACUCAAAAUUCCAUGACAUACAGUAAGACAUUGUUGGGAGAAUAGAUGGAUGCAUUCUCAAUACAUGAAUAAUAUAAUUCACCAAUACAGUGCAUUCGGAAAGUAUUCAGACCCCUUGACUUGUUCCACAUUUUGUUACG